AUGGAACCAUAUUAUGAAGAAGAGGUCACGGAGGCUAUACUGCCAGGUUUGGAGUGGCGAGCGGAAAGCCGUGUCCGCCGUCCAAUAUUGGCCAGAGGAGGCAUUAUCGCUGACGAGGUCGGCUACGGAAAGACCGCUAUCACUCUGGGACUUAUUGAUUCUUCGCAGAGGAUAAAUGGCGAUUGUCCGGAACCGCCGCCCGCUUACCGUGACCGCUUGAUUCAGACGAAAGCUACUCUAAUCAUCGUUCCGGAGCAUCUCAUGGGACAAUGGCCGGAAGAAGUACAAAAGUUCUUGGGUAGAAGCAAGAGAGUCAUUGAGAUCAAAAGUAUGGCUUCAAUGAACAAGAUUACAGUGGAAGACAUUCAGAAAGCCGACAUUGUCGUUGCGAGCUUUCAGAUACUGAGCAACGAGACCUACUUCUUGAACCUUGCCGAAUUUAGUGGUGUGAACGCGUCGGCGUUGCCGUCGAACAAGAAUGGCGGCCGGCAUUUUGAUUCCUUGUAUAAUGACUGCCUCGAGGGUCUCUUGGUGAGAGUGCCACAUUUAAUUGGUGACACGCGCAAGGUUUUUUCAGAAAUACGUCAGGAUGCUGAAUGUCACGAAAGUGCGAAUGCGGAAGAAAACUUUCGUGUGGACGGAAAGAAGAGCGCCUAUAAAAAUGGCUCCAAAUCGUCCAAGAUGAAGGCGCCCGAGACCAGCAAAAUUGGCCGUGAACGUGAUCCAUGGGGGCUGUCCACUUCAAAGGUAAAGGCUUCCUACCGUAAGAUGUCCUGUCCACCCUUGGAAUUAUUCUUUUGGAACCGACUUGUCGUUGACGAAUUCACGUACCUUGAAGACAACAAGCGCCAUCGGGCUUUGUCGUUCAUACUUGGCGUCAAGUCGUCGUAUCGUUGGUUGCUUUCGGGAACACCCAAGCAUUCUAACUUUGACGACAUUCAGAGCCUUUCUUCUCUUCUGGGCAUUCACCUGGGCAUUGACGAGAGCCUUCCCGGGGUCAAGAUGAAUAGAAGUAGAGGUGUUGUCGCCGAAGAAACGACCGGUCUCGAAAGUUUGUCUUUGUACCUGGAAAUGCACUCCAUGCAAUGGCACGAACGUCGUCACGUGCAGGCGCAAUCAUUUCUGGACCAGUUCGUUCGACAAAACAAGGCCGAGCACGACGAGAUUCCGUGGGAGGAGCACUUAAUUUUUGUAGAUCUACCCCCUGUGGAGCGCGCUAUUUAUUUGGAACUCGAGACUCAUUUGAAGAGUUUGGAUAUGAACAAGAACGCACAAAAGACAAAGAGGAAGAGCACUGGCGACCGCGACAAUCGCAUGCAACGGAUUCUUCAAGAUUCGGCGAGUGCGGAAGAGGCCUUGCUAAAGUGCUGCAGCCACUUUAACAUGUCGUCAGAGGCCGCCACCGCGCUGGAGACGAUUACCGACAUUAUAAAGCUUCGAGACACGCAAAAGAAGGAAUUGGAACGGGACAUUGUCGUCUACCUUGCAUCUGCUUUUCGCCAGCAGCAUCGGAUUCUCCAGCAUCAGUCGGAUUGGCUCCUCGUGUCUCGAUCAGAAAAGGGUGAGGUCGCCAGUGCUCUGCAACAGUAUCUGCGAGAGGUUGAGAAGCGUGACAGUGUAACGCACGGGGCCGACGACGAAGUUCACGACUGUAUCUUGCAACUUGUCCGACAAGCGGAAGAAGCCUUUCACGCAGAUCCCUCUCGGAUCGACUCUUUUUUCGACGUGGACGAGGGUGACGAUCCACAGGAAGGAUCCAGCCCCAAAAGGCGUCGGGGUGCCUCCCCGCAGAAAUCGAAGAAAGAAGCGGCCGAAAAAUUUACCGAGCGCCUGUUUGCAAUGAAGAUCCAACUCCGCGAUCAUCUGCACCUUGUGCGAUCUAUGGGUAAGGAACUGUGUGGCCGCGUACGCAGUCUCCGUGACCAGGUCGGGGUGUUGAGUUCGUGCGGUCACGUUGGUUGUUUGGGAUGUUUACGGGUCGAGUCGGCGGCGGAAAAGUGCGUCGAGUACCCGUCGUGCCGCGCGCGCGUGAGCAGCGCCCACGUUGUGUCGUCGCGUCAUUUGGGGUUGCACCGGGCCGACUCGAGUGGCGGACGGUACGGCCGCAAGUUGACCGUCCUGGUGGAGAAAGUCCGGGAGAUCAUUGCGAUGGGCGACCGCAUGAUUGUCUUUUGUCAAUUCGACGACCUCAAGGAGAAGAUCCGGCAAGUCCUGUUGGAGAACGGUGUGCCGUCGUUGGAAGUGGCGGGUUCGGUGCACCGCCAGAUUGCGUCGUUACGGGUCUUCCAGAAAGAAAUCCCGGGCCCGACCGAUCCACGGGUGUUGGUAUUGAAGAUGGACGACGAGCAGAGCGCGGGCUUGAACUUGACGCAUCUGAACCACGCACUUUUCGUCCACCCGCUACUGGCGUUGUCGCGUGCGGAGUACGACGCGUACGAAACGCAAGCGAUCGGACGCAUCCGGCGAUUCGGUCAAACCAAGACGGUGCACCUGCACCGGUUUCUCGCGCGGAAUACCAUGGAUAUGGAAAUUUGGGAGGAACGGACCAAGCCUCGGGCGUAGUGUGAAUCGUCGGUUGUACCUGUAUGCAUGUGCGUGUGCGUGUGUGUAUGUGGUGCGGAUAGAGGGAGGAAUGGAUAAGGAAUUGGAUCGGGAACGUAAAAUCCAAUAAUGUGAGGGGUUUUGACUAUGA
This is a messenger RNA of Phaeodactylum tricornutum CCAP 1055/1, 2692 nucleotides long. RefSeq lists its product with no specific name. The transcript is spliced from 5 exons. The record is from RefSeq and is a predicted model, not a curated record. Gene Ontology annotation, molecular function: ATP binding; ATP-dependent chromatin remodeler activity. Bases 1 to 2562 code for a protein of 853 amino acids. Lineage: Eukaryota; Bacillariophyta; Bacillariophyceae; Surirellales; Neidiaceae.